Messenger RNA from Menidia menidia (Atlantic silverside), 3407 nucleotides. The record is from the annotation of a GenBank genome assembly. Lineage: Eukaryota; Metazoa; Chordata; Actinopteri; Atheriniformes; Atherinopsidae.
CAGAUUUUACGACGUUACGUCAUGGUCUGGCCAAUGGGCAGCGGGGAUGGGCGUGUCCACAGCCUCUGCGCUUCCCUUGAGCCGGAGCAGCGUGGAUCGAAGCGGUGUUUCGAGGAGCUGUUACUGGUUCAUUAUACAGGAGCAGCGACUUAUAGAGCUGAUUCACCAUGGACUCCUCCCUGAGUGCAGCUCAGAUACGCCAGAAGUUCAUCGACUUCUUCCGGCGCCAUGAGCACCAGUACGUCCACUCAUCGGCCACCAUCCCGCUGGACGACCCCACGCUGCUGUUCGCCAACGCCGGCAUGAACCAGCUGCGCCGGGCCGCCAACACCCAGAAGUGCAUCCGCGCCGGGGGCAAGCACAACGACCUGGACGACGUGGGCAAAGAUGUCUACCACCACACCUUCUUUGAGAUGCUGGGCUCCUGGUCCUUCGGGGACUACUUUAAGCUCUUGACCAUCAUAAAUGAAGGCCCAGCCUUACACAGAGCAGGAGUGAAUGGUGUUUGUGUUGUCUUUGGAGCUGAGGAGCAGCGGGUGGACGAGGCUCGCAUCCUGCCCGGCAGCAUGAAGGACAACUUCUGGGAGAUGGGAGACACGGGCCCCUGCGGGCCCUGCAGCGAGAUCCACUACGACCGCAUCGGCGGCAGAGACGCCUCUCACCUGGUCAACAUGGACGACCCCAACGUGCUGGAGAUCUGGAACCUGGUCUUUAUCCAGUUCAACAGAGAGUCGGAGACGGAGCUGAAGCCGCUGCCUAAGAAGAGCAUCGACACGGGGAUGGGUUUGGAGCGCCUGGUGUCCGUUCUGCAGAGCAAGAUGUCCAACUACGACACCGACCUCUUUGUCCCCUAUUUUGAGGCCAUUCAGAAGGGUACGGGGGCGCGGCCCUACACCGGGAAGGUCGGCGCCGAGGACUCCGACGGCAUCGACAUGGCCUACCGCGUGCUGGCCGACCACGCCCGCACCAUCACCAUCGCGCUGUCGGACGGCGGCCGGCCCGACAACACGGGCAGAGGCUACGUGCUGCGGAGGAUCCUGCGCCGGGCCGUCCGAUACUCGCACGAGAAGCUGGGGGCCCAGAGGGGCUUCUUCGCCUCGCUGGUGGACGUGGUGGUCGAUUCCCUGGGUGAAGCCUUCCCAGAGCUGAAGAAGGACCCGGAGAUGGUCAAAGAUGUCAUCAACGAGGAGGAGGAGCAGUUCCUGAAAACCCUCAGCAGGGGGCGCCGCAUCCUGGACAGGAAGAUCAUGAGUCUGGGGGAUUGUAAAACCAUCCCUGGUGACACAGCCUGGCUGCUGUACGACACCUAUGGCUUCCCCCUGGACCUGACCUCCCUCAUCGCCGAGGAGAAGGGGAUGGAGGUGGACCUGGCUGCCUUUGAGGAGGAGAAGAAGUCGGCCCAGCUGAAGUCUCAGGGCCGCGGGGCCGGAGACGAGGACCACAUCAUGCUGGACAUCUACGCCAUCGAGGAGCUGAGGAACCGGCAGAUUGCCGCCACCGACGACUCCCCGAAGUACCAGUACAGCUCCGAUGCCGCCGGCCGCUACGAGUUCCAGCAGGUGGAGGCCACCGUGCUGGCGCUGCGGCGCGACCGCGCCUUCUGCCAGGAGGUGACCACGGGCCAGGACUGCGGCGUGCUGCUGGACCGCACCGCCUUCUACGCCGAGCAGGGCGGCCAGACGUUCGACGAGGGCUACAUGCUGCGCCAGGAGGACGACGCCGAGGACAGAACUGAGUUCACGGUGAAGAACACGCAGGUGCGGGGGGGCUACGUCCUGCACGUGGGCGCCGUCUACGGGACGCUGCGGGUGGGCGACCGCGUCACGCUGCACGUGGACGAGGCUCGCCGGCGGCCCGUCAUGAGCAACCACACCGCCACGCACAUCCUGAACUUCGCGCUGCGCGGCGUGCUGGGCGAGGCCGACCAGAGGGGCUCGCUGGUCGCCUCCGACCGCCUGCGCUUCGACUUCACCGCCAAAGGCGCCCUGAGCACCGGCGAGAUCCGCCGCACCGAGGAGAUCGCCUGCGCCAUGAUCAAGGACGCCAAGCCCGUGUACGCCAUGGACGCUCCUCUGGCGGCGGCCAAGGCCAUCCAGGGGCUGCGCGCCGUGUUCGACGAGACCUACCCCGACCCCGUCAGGGUGGUGUCCAUCGGCGUCCCCGUCCAGGAGCUGCUGGACGACCCCAGCAGCGCCGCCGGCGCCCUCACCUCCAUCGAGUUCUGCGGCGGAACCCACCUGCAGAACUCGGCCCACGCCGCGCCGUUCGUCAUCGUCUCCGAGGAGGCCAUCGCUAAGGGCAUCCGCCGCAUCGUCGCGGUAACGGGGGCAGAGGCCCAGAAGGCCCAGAGGAAGGCCGACGCCCUCCGCCAGUCGCUGUCCUCGCUGGCAGAGAGAGUCCAGCAGCAGACCUCCCCCAACAAGGACGUCCAGAAGGAGAUCGCAGACGCCACCGAGUCCCUAGGCACCGCCGUCAUCUCCCAGUGGCAGAAGGACGAGAUGCGGGAGGCCCUGAAGGGCCUGAAGAAGACGAUGGACGACCUGGACCGCAGCUACAAGGCCGACAUCCAGAAGCGCGUCCUGGAGAAGACGAAGGAGGUGAUCGAGAGCAGCCCCAACCAGCCGCUGCUCGUCAUGGAGAUGGAGACCGGCGCCUCGGCAAAGGCUCUGAACGAGUCUCUGAAGCUGCUGAAGUCUCAGUCCCCUCAGACCGCCGCCAUGCUCUUCACCGUCGACCCCGACGCCGGAAAAAUCACCUGCCUGUGCCAAGUCCCUCAGGAUGUGGCCAACCGGGGCCUGAAGGCCAGCGAGUGGGUGCAGGAGCUCUGCCCCCUGCUGGACGGCAAGGGCGGCGGCAAAGACAUGUCUGCCCAGGCCACCGGCCGGAACACGCACAGCCUGCAGGAGGCGCUGCAGACCGCCAGCCAGUUCGCACGCCUCCGGCUGGGGGAGAACUGAGGGCCCCGGGGUCCCCGCUCGACUCGGCCAGCAGCAAACAGCCACUCGUAGCUCUGGGAUUUGAACCCACAGCCUGGAUGGAGCUCCACCAAACGACACCUUUUCUGAACCAUCAGUUCUGCUGCCUGCUGAGCGGAGCGGAGGGGAAGGGGUUUGGCUUCGGCCUCCUGUUGGUUCUGCACAGCCCAGAUCAAAAAACAGAAACUGACCCGCCACCUCACUGGACCCCCGCUCGCCGUCCAGCUCGGCCCCGAGCACCGCGCCCCCCCCCCGGCCGGAGGAGCCCAUCCGGUUCUCCCUGGCUGGGCUGGAGCUGUUGAUGCUGGAGCUGAGCCACAACAAGCCUGCGUUUAACCCGACAAAUAGUUCCUAACUGUAAAGUGAUCAUGGUCUGUCAUUGUAGUUGCUAUAGAAACGAUGGGGAUGAAUAAAUGUGACUGGGAAAAGCGA